Medioppia subpectinata is the source of this 1347-nucleotide messenger RNA. The record is from the annotation of a GenBank genome assembly. NCBI's taxonomy places the organism in Eukaryota, Metazoa, Arthropoda, Arachnida, Sarcoptiformes, Oppiidae.
AUGGAUCUCUCGCUCUACCGCUACAACGCCUCCAUGAUGGAAUACUACUCUUGUCACGGCGGCGUCAACCAAUUGGGCGGCGUCUUCGUGAACGGGCGCCCGUUGCCAGACGUCGUGCGCUCCCGCAUCGUGGAGCUCGCGCACCAGGGCGUGCGGCCGUGCGACAUCAGCAGACAGCUCCGCGUCAGCCACGGCUGCGUCUCCAAAAUCCUCGGCCGCUAUUACGAAACGGGUUCAAUAAAGCCCGGAGUGAUCGGCGGCUCCAAGCCGAAGGUGGCCACUCCGCGCGUGGUGGACGCCAUCGCCAACUACAAGAAGUCCAACCCCACCAUGUUCGCGUGGGAGAUCCGCGACCGCUUAUUGUCGGACGCGAUCUGCGACUCCGACAACAUUCCCAGCGUUUCCAGCAUUAAUCGCAUCGUCAGGAACAAAGCGGCCGAAAAGGCGAAACACGUGCACCACCACAGCUCCCACCAGCAGCAGCAGCAGCACACGACCGCGUCGCCCCCCACGACGCCCAAGAGCGACAACCAGACGUCUGUGAUCGUGCAGUCGUCGCAACAGCAGUCCAUGUACUCCAUCAACGGCAUUCUGGGCAUCAAUGCGGAGAACGCGGACCGAAAGGGCAAACGCAACGAAGUGCAACACGAGGCCAACAACGGCCACAACGGUAAGCCAGCAUUCCUGUGCGCUCCUGUACUCAACGUGUGCUCAAAAACAGAGUCAACGUCGCGUUCGCCUCAACACGACUUCAAGGCGACGCAAGUGGAGUCCAAAGCGACGCCACAGACGACCGCCGCGUCGUCCGACUACUGGACGCAAAGCGCGCAGCAAUUGUCGGCAUAUUCUGGUCAAACGGCGCCGGCGGACGCGCCCCCUCCGCCCCCGCCGCCGCCCCCACAUUCCUCCGAGCAGCUGAGCACCGGUCAGGCGGCCGUCAGCGCGUCCAUCACCUCUCAUCCCCAUUACGAGACGACCACUCUCUACACGCCACCUAUCGAGCAAUCCAUAACUUACCACGAGUUGGACAAGAUCGGCGGAAACGACUUCUUCUACUCCGCGACCGCAAACGCCGGAUAUCCGCCGCAGCCCACCGGUAACCGCCGUCAGAGUCAUUGUGAUACUAACCCCCUAUUCUCAGGUUCGACGGCGACUCCCGGCGACUACUACUACUCGCCGUAUUACGCGAACCCGAGUUACGGAACGCAAACCUAUUCGCAAUCUCUGCAGAACCCGAACCAGAACCCGCUCGCCAUCAACCCGUACUACUACUCGGCGGUGAACUCGAUGGCCAGCAUGCAGAGGACGUCGCCGCCGCCCGUCGCGCGCACAACAGUCACGCUUUGA